AUGAUUAACUGGAUCAUGCAGUGCAUUAGUACUCCUAAAUAUUCCCUAUCUUUAAAUGGCACACUUCAUGGCUAUUUUGAGGGAGCUAGAGGUUUAAGGCAAGGAGAUCCUCUUUCCCCAUACCUAUUUGUUUUAGGAAUGGAGUAUCUUUCGAGAAGGCUAUGCAUGCUCAAAGAAGAUAGACUGUUCAAAUAUCAUCCAAAGUGUUCAAGGCUGAAAAUUUCCCAUCUCUUCUUUGGACUGUUCAAAUAUCAUCCAAAGUGUUCAAGGCUGAAAAUUUCCCAUCUCUUCUUUGCUGAUGAUCUGUUACUCUUCUGCAAGGCUGAUUUAUACUCUAUUGCAAAAUUAAAAGAAUGCCUUUCAGAUUUCAGCUGUGUGUCUGGAUUAGAAACAAAUCCUAACAAAUGUUCUAUUUACAUGAGUGGGAUUGGAGAUGAUUUAAAAGCUCAAAUUUGUGCUCUCCUUAAUUUCUCUGAAGGAGUACUUCCUGUGAGAUACUUAGGAGUACCACUAAUCUCUAAGAGACUGUCUUAUAUGGAUUGCUAUCCAUUGAUCAAUAAGAUAUCUACUCAGCUUCAAAACUGGCAAAAGAAGAAAACUCUCUCUUAUGCAGGAAGACUGCAGCUGAUUAAAACUGUUAUUCUGGGUAUUCAACUCUAUUGGACUAGCAAUUAUGUUCUCCCAGUUAAAGUCCUGGAAAAAAUUGAUAGUCUCUGUUCUGAAUUCUUGUGGAAUCACAAAAUACAUCUGAUAUCAUGGACUGCAGUAUGUCAAGAUAAAGAGCAUGGAGGUUUGGGGAUUUUCUCUGCUAGAACCUGGAAUCUUGCAGCGGCUAUGAAGCUCCUUUGGAUCAUACACCUCAAGAAUGAUCUAUUGUGGAUCAAGUGGAUUCAUGGGCAUUACCUAAGGCAAUCAAACAUUUGGCAAGUGCAAAUAAAAUUGAAUGAUUCAUGGAUGUGGAAGCAAAUGCUUAAAGUAAGAGAUAAAAUGAUAUCCAAGUUUGGAAAUAUCUCAAAUGUGCUGAAUAUUAUCACAAGGUGCUGUUCUAGAGGUAAAUUUCAGAUUUCUUCUAUCUAUAAUGAGAUCAUACAGCAAAAUGCACCUGUUGUUUGGUCUAGAACAGUCUGGGAUGGAUGGAUGUAUCCUAAACACUCCUUUAUACUUUGGCUUGCUAUCCAAUCUAGACUGUUAACAAAAGCCAGGUUGUGUCACUUGGGGGUCCUCGACACCAACUCCUGUGUUCUAUGCACUCAUCAAAAGCAUGAAACCAUUGGGCAUCUUUUCUUUGAAUGUGAAUUCUCUGCUACUAUCUGGAACAAAGCUAUGGAAUGGAUGAAUUUCAGGUGGAAAACUUGCAACUGGGAGCGUGUUAUUCAAUGGUAUAGUGAAAAACUGAAAGGAAAGGGUUUCAUGAUGAAGCUUAAGAGAUUGGCACUAUCAGCUACAGUCUAUGCUAUAUGGAAAGAAAGGAACCAAAGAAUUUUUCAGCAUGAAGCAAAAGGAGCUGAUUUUGUGUUCAAGACAGUAAAGCUGCUAAUUUUUUCUAAGGUCCUAAAUGAUGAUAUUCCUCUUCACAUAAAGGAGAGAAUUGAGCAAAUGUAA
This is a messenger RNA of Asparagus officinalis (garden asparagus), 1602 nucleotides long. RefSeq lists its product as uncharacterized. The record is from RefSeq and is a predicted model, not a curated record. The transcript has a single exon. Bases 1 to 1602 code for a protein of 533 amino acids. NCBI's taxonomy places the organism in Eukaryota, Viridiplantae, Streptophyta, Magnoliopsida, Asparagales, Asparagaceae.